AUGAACAGCUCGGGCAUCUACAGGAAGGUGAGAGAGGUGAUUGACUUGGAUAGUCGCUACUACCUGGUGGGAGGAGACUAUCCACGUUGCAACAAGUGCGCUCUGCCGGUCUGCCCAUGGAGCCAGGACAUCCUCUCGCAGCUGGAUGUAGCCCACAGGAGCAUGUUUCCCGCUGUCCUCACUACACACCUGGCUCUGGACAGGAAAUGUAUGACCUUCCUGAAGCCGAGGACCAGCGGAAACAGCUCCUCCUACUUCCAAGCGGCAAUAGAGGAAGUGCACAGCGAGGAGUGGGCACGUCAGGCCAUCCGAUACCUCUCGGACUGUGAGAGCCAUCAGAAGAUGGCCACCUUUGUCCCCUCUGCAGCUGCCUAUCCUCCUCCACUGCCCUUUAGGCCCCUUCCACUUGCUCAGUGGUUUGAGACUGUCCACUCCAACGACAUCCUCAGCCAUCUGGAGGAAAUGAAGGGAGUCAUCACUUCUACCUAUGGUAGAAUUCUUAAGAUGGAUUCGACCAAGAAGGUCACCAAGAAGCUGGCUGGUGGAAUAUGGGGCAGCGCUGCAUGGAUGACAAACAUCGGUAACGAGUUUGGGCAGGUUCUGAACUCUGUUCUGACGACGGGUGAAGGUGCAGGGUUGGAAGAGCUGUGCCAGGGCAUUGUCACCCGUUAUAAGAACGUGGGCAAAGAUGAACCUGAGGUCAUCUAUGUGGACCGGGACUGCUGCAGCCAGUCAGGUGUGUCUUCUGUGACCAAACUGUUCCAUCCAUGGAGCCACGACUCCGUGAAGCUGAUCAAGUUCGCGGACGACACCACCCUCAUUGGACUCAUCUCCAACAACGAUGAGUCCGCCUACAGGAGGGAGGUGGACCGGCUGGUGUCCUGGUGCAGUGGUAACAACCUGGAGCUGAACGCCCAGAAGACAGUGGAGAUGAUUGUGGACUUCAGGAAGAGCACUGUCCCCCCGCCCCCACCCUCCGUGAUGGACUCCCCCAUCACCUCUGUGGAGUCCUUCCGUUUCCUGGGCACCACCAUCACCCAGGACCUCAAGUGGGAGCCGACCAUCAGCUCCCUCAUCAAGAAGGCCCAGCAGAGGAUGUACUUCCUGCGGCAGCUCAGGAAAGCCAAGCUGCCUGCACAGAUGUUGGUGCAGUUCUACACGGCCAUCAUCGAGUCCAUCCUCACCUCCUCCAUCACCGUGUGGUUCGCUGGAGCCACACUCUCCUCCUGCAUUUUUGAAUGGGACCAGGAGGAUGUGCAAGGCCUGAAGGAGGCCAAGAGAGGGGAGUGGAAGAGCAGCCACAGUGGACAUGAGCCCCCGGAGGAGCAGCUCUUGGCAACCAUCACCUCAGGGGAACAGAGGAGACACUGCAGGAGGAGGUCACGUGGCGUGGAGGACAUACGGCGCAUGAUUUCAGGGCUGCUGGAGUCAGUGUGGGAGCUCACUGACACCAUAGGGCUGCGUUUGGUGAACCAUGACACCAUGCACCAUGUGUGGGAGGUGCUGCAGAAGCACCUGGAGUGCCUCCAAGACCCUCCUGGUCUAAAGCUCUACACCAAGGUGGGGACACUCCAUAAGGGCGGCAAAGAGCUGGACGUCCUUAGGUGUGGCAGGGGGUCCUCCUCCCUGGAGAGUUUUCACCGACACCAGUGCGCUUUUAUCCCAGGCUGGCGGUGCAAUGCAUCUCAUAUGCAUAUGUACAUGCUGGAGGGGCUAUCCAGGUGGAACAUGGCUCGGGCCAAGGAGGCAGUAGCUGUGGAGGGGGCCUCGGCUCUACGGAGUUUUGACGUCCGCCUGAUGUCCCACCUUAACAGCCUGAGCCAGCGUGUCCUUGGUUGUGCUCUAGUGCCAGAGCUUACCCCUCCUGGGAAACCCACUGACGAGCGCACGGCGGUGGAGUAUUUAUUGGGCCAGACCAACAGAGGGGACCUGCUUGCUCCUGCCCCUGCCCCUGAAAACCCCUCACAGGUGCUUGAGGAGGAGGAGGAGGAGGAGGCAUAUGCCCCCAUACACAUGCCAGAGCUAUUGGCUGGUGAUGCGAGGGACCAGUUGUUGGAGGGGGACACUGAACCCACUGAACCUGUCACACCCAAGACCAGCCAAUGUGACUCCAGAGGUGUUGUGGGAUGGGAGAGUGUGGACGCCCUGGCAGCCUAUCUCGUUGGCCUGAACCGCACCACCACUGCUUUGUCAGCCAAGGAGGAGGCAGACAUAGUCCGUCUGUACACAGCUCUCCAUGACAUGGACAAGAGACCUUCAAGACUGUACAUGACUCAUGGCCAAGCAGCUCAGGACCCUGAAGCAAACAGAGUCAGUGAGUGUGUUUGCCUCAGACUGGCCAAAGAGUUUGAUCAGGCACGCAACAGGCCAAAGGACGUAAAGGGCAAGACCAUGCCCAUCCCACAGUCCAUCGUCAGUGUCUACAGCCACCUCAGACAGCUGCUGGAGGACAGCAGGGUGGUCCUGGGUCAGACCAACGUGGUGCUGGUACCAGUCAACAACACCACUGUCUCCUCAUGGCUGCUCAGGAGGGACAAGAGGAAGGACAGGGACAUGCUUCUGCAGGGCACUGUUCUUCCAAAACAGCUGCACCAGGCCAAGGAGCCUCUGCCCUCAGUGAGCACUCUCCCUGCUGCCCCUGAACCACAUGCUCAGGAGAUGACUUUUGAAGAGCCUGAGAAUCGUGAGGGAGAAGCUUUCCCCCGCCAGCGAAAUGUUGCAGGACCCAGCCAACCUCCAAGGCAGCGUGCAUGGAGGCUGAAUAAAGCUGCCCAGGAGGAUGAGCAGCGAGCAUUAAGGGGCGAACCACCGAAGAAGAGGUUGGCCAAAGAAAAGUACCACUACACCUGCAAGCAGUGUGGUGAGGACAAGAGCAAGACCACAGGACACACGCAGGUGAAGGGGCGGGGGUACUGUCCGGCCUCAGGUCUGACCCUGGAAGACUGGAGGAGGAGCCUCAACUGA
This is a messenger RNA of Knipowitschia caucasica, 2964 nucleotides long. The record is from the annotation of a GenBank genome assembly. Lineage: Eukaryota; Metazoa; Chordata; Actinopteri; Gobiiformes; Gobiidae.